Durio zibethinus is the source of this 1231-nucleotide messenger RNA. RefSeq names its product large ribosomal subunit protein uL18-like. NCBI's taxonomy places the organism in Eukaryota, Viridiplantae, Streptophyta, Magnoliopsida, Malvales, Malvaceae. Gene Ontology annotation, biological process: ribosomal large subunit assembly; translation. Gene Ontology annotation, cellular component: ribosome; cytosolic large ribosomal subunit. The record is from RefSeq and is a predicted model, not a curated record. Gene Ontology annotation, molecular function: structural constituent of ribosome; 5S rRNA binding.
UUUUUUCCCUAUUUUUAGUUCUUUUUUCGAUUUACUCAAUUGAUAUGGAAAGUCAACUAACCUGAGAUUUGAAACCAGCAGCAUGAAAUUAAAGUUGUUUAUUCUUUUCCGUUGAAAAGAUUUAGGUUUACGUUAAAGCUCAAAAGAGUAAGGCUUACUUCAAGCGGUUUCAAGUUAAGUUCAAGAGAAGGCGAGAGGGCAAGACGGACUACCGGGCUAGGACCCGACUUAUCAAUCAGGACAAGAACAAGUACAACACCCCAAAAUAUCGUUUGGUCGCGCGAUUUACCAACAAGGAUAUAGUUGCACAAAUUAUACAUGCCAGUAUUUCUGGUGAUAUGGUUCUUGCCGCAGCUUACUCACACGAACUUCCUUGCUAUGGACUUGAAGUUGGCCUUACAAAUUAUGCUGCAGCUUAUUGUGUUGGACUACUUUUGGCUCGCCGAACACUGAAGCAGCUGGAGAUGGAUGACGAGUAUGAGGGAAAUGUUGAGGCAACUGGGGAGGACUUCACUGUCGAACCAGCAGAGAGCAGGAGGCCUUUCCGUGCUCUCCUUGAUGUUGGUCUUGUCAGAACAACCACUGGUAACCGUGUUUUUGGUGUUCUCAAGGGAGCUUUGGAUGGCGGAAUUGAUAUUCCUCACAGUGACAAGAGGUUUGCUGGAUUUAACAAGGACAGUAAGCAACUUGAUCCUGAAGUUCACCGCAAAUACAUUUACGGGGGCCAUGUUGCUGCAUACAUGAGGACUUUGAUGGAAGAUGAGCCAGAGAAGUACCAGUCUCACUUCAGUGAGUACAUAAAGAGAAGCAUUGAACCUGACAACAUGGAGGCAAUGUACAAGAAGGUUCAUGCUGCUAUUCACGCAGAUCCAGAAGCAAAGAAAUCUGAGAAGGCUCCUCCUAAGGAACACAAAAGGUACAACCUGAAGAAGCUGACGUACGAGGAAAGGAAGGCUAAGUUGAUUGAUAGGUUGAAAGCUCUAAAUUCAGCUAAUGAUUAUGAUGAGGAUGAUGAUUAAGCUACUGAAGUUGAUGAUGAUGAUGAUCUAAGGAUGAGGAAUAUGCUGAGUAAACUGAGCAUUGGAAUUUUGGGCAUAUUUUGCCCGCUUAUCUUUUGUUAUGCUGCUAGAAUUUACAUCUUUGCAUGUUUAUUAGGGAUGAGAAACUAGCCUUUUUACCUGCGGAUUAUUUAGUACUUAUAUUAUAUAAGGCACUAUCUGUGGCUUCCAAA